ACAAUAGGAUCUGUAGAAUCAUUGCCCAGUUAGACACACGAUCAUUAUAAAAAUCAAGCGUCUCAUUGACAAGCCAACAAACGCACAGUGUGACAAGCUCUCGCCAUCCAAGAAUCCCUCCCCUUCCUGACGACCUACCUGCCGAUCGCCACUACAAUCUCCGGCGAUCCGGCGGCCAUGGCCGCGCGAGGCGGCCUAGAGAACCCUCUCCUCGGCGGCGGCGCGGUUUCUUCUCCGGACAGUCGGCGCCGCCGUCCGUGCACCGCGCUCGCCAUCGCCGCCGCGGCGCUGCUCGCCCUGGCGGCGUGCGUCGUGCUGCACCUGAGCUCGGGCGGCGAUGAUCGGAGCAGGGUGGUGUCCGGCGGCGGCGGGGGUGUGAGACUGAGCCCGCACGAGGUGGAGGCCGGGGUGGGCGCGGUGGCGACGGACGACGGGCGGUGCUCGGAGGUGGGCGCCGCGGCGCUGCGCGCCGGCGGGCACGCGGUGGACGCGGCCGUGGCGGCGACGCUCUGCCUCGGCGUGGUGCACCCGAUGUCGAGCGGCGUCGGCGGCGGCGCGUUCAUCGUCGCCAGGGACGCCGCCUCCGGCGACGCCGUCGCCUUCGACGCCCGCGAGACCGCGCCGGCCGCGGCCACGCCGGACAUGUACGCGGGCAACCCGACCUCCAAGUACAAGGGCGCGCUCGCCAUGGGCAUCCCCGGCGAGCUCGCCGGCCUCCACGCCGCGUGGUCCCGCUACGGCAGGCUGCCGUGGAAGGACCUCUUCGCGCCGGCGAUCAAGCUGGCGCGCGACGGCUUCACGGUGGUGCCGUACCUCGAGAUCGCGCUCAAGAAGACGGAGCGCGACGUGCUCGCGGACCCGGGCCUCCGCGCCGUGCUGGCGCCGGAGGGGAGGAUCCUCGCCGCCGGCGAGGUGUGCCGCAACCCGGCGCUCGCCGACACGCUCGAGGCCAUCGCCAGCGGCGGCGUCGAGGCGUUCUACGGCGGCGCCGUCGGCGAGAGGUUCGUCGCCGACGUGCGGCGCGCCGGCGGCAUCGCGAAGGUGGACGACCUGAGGGCGUACAAGGUCGAGGUGAGCGACGCCAUGCGCUCCGACGCCAUGGGCUACACCUUCCUCGGCAUGCCGCCGCCGUCCAGCGGCGGCGUCGGGGUGGCUCUGAUUUUGAACAUCUUGAGCGGAUACAAAUCACUCGAGUUCUUGAAAGGAUUUCUUGGCUUGCACCGGUUCAUCGAGGCGUUCAAGCACAUGCUGGCCAUCCGGAUGGAUCUCGGCGACCCUGACUACGUCAACAUCACCGGCAACGUCUCGGAGAUGCUCUCGCCGGCGUUCGCCGACAAACUCCGGCAGAGGAUCGUCGACAACACCACGUUCCCUCCCAGCUACUACUUCCCAAAAUGGAGCCAGCUGGAUGACCACGGGACGAGCCACCUGUGCGUCGUCGACGGCGACCGGAACGCGGUGGCGAUGACGACCACGGAGAACCACCUCUUCGGGGCGCACCUGCUGUCGCCGUCGACGGGCAUCGUGGUGAACAACCAGAUGGACGACUUCUCCGUGCCGGCGGAGGGGACGCCGCCGCCGGACAACCUCCCGCCGGCGCCGGCGAACUUCAUCGCUCCGGGCAAACGGCCGCUCUCCUCCAUGACGCCGACGAUCAUUCUCAAGGACGGACAGCUCGCCGGCGUCGUCGGCGGCAGCGGCGGGCCGUUCAUCAUAGCGACGGUGGUCCAGGUGUUCGUGAACCACUUCAUCGUCGGCAUGCACCCGCUCGCCGCCGUCCUGAAUCCCAGGGUCUACCACAAGCUGGUGCCAAAUGAGGUGGUGUACGAGAACGUGACGGUGGUCGACGGCGAGGUGUUCGAGCUCAGCGGCGAGGCGAGGGAGUUCCUGCGGCGGAGGGGCCACCGGCUGACGAGCACGGACUCCGGCGCCGUCUGCCAGUUCAUCGUGCAGGACUUGCUGACGCCGGUCGCCGCCGCCGGCGACGAGAAUGUCUUCCACGGGAUGCUCACCGCCGUCAGCGACCCGAGGAAAGACGGGAGACCUGCCGGGAUGUGAUGACGCAUGCAUGACGUGUCACGGCGCCUAUUAGGCCUCCUUUUAAACCACCGAAAAUUCUCACAAGAUUCAUGUGAAAAAGUGAACAUGUUUAUAUGAAAAAUUCUGCAAAAAAAUUGUAUGAUUUGAAUUGAGUGAAGAGUGACCGAUCCGAGCUGGUGCAGAAGA
This is a messenger RNA of Oryza sativa Japonica Group (Japanese rice), 2226 nucleotides long. RefSeq names its product glutathione hydrolase 3. The record is from RefSeq and is a predicted model, not a curated record. Gene Ontology annotation, molecular function: glutathione gamma-glutamate hydrolase. Gene Ontology annotation, biological process: glutathione catabolic process. NCBI's taxonomy places the organism in Eukaryota, Viridiplantae, Streptophyta, Magnoliopsida, Poales, Poaceae. Gene Ontology annotation, cellular component: plasma membrane.